AUGGAUAACCCAUCACUUCCUGCUGCCAUAAUGGGGGCAGCUACAUCUGUUAUUGCUUUGGGUGUUGUUCUUUUGAAAGGACUAAGAUCUAGAAGAAUUAUGCCUAGAGAACCUCAUGUUAAUCGAGAGUAUGAAAGAGAGACAUAUAUGAAUGAUAUUCUUUGUAGAGGUGAUAUGCGUUGUCUCCAUCAUAUAAGGAUGAGACCUAUUGCUUUUUAUGCGCUAUGCAAAAUUUUGAGUGAGAAUAAUCUACUUCAAGAGACCAUUCAUAUGUCCAUUAAAGAACAAGUGUUAAUUUUUUUACACACUAUUGGACAUGAUGUGAGGUUUCGAGUUGUUGGUGGGAGGUUUUAUAGAUCAGUUGAGACAGUGCACCGAUACUUUAGGCAUGUCCUUAGAGCUAUUUUGCAAUUAUACAAACACAUGAUUAGAGAGCCUGACAAAGAUACACCCUUGGAGAUAAGAAAUAGCAGCAGGUUUAACUCCUAUUUUAAGGAUUGUGUGGGAGCUAUUGAUGGAACUCAUGUUCGUGCAUCUAUUCCAAUUCAAAUACAAGGAAGGUUUCGCAGCAGAAAGGAUGGAACAACACAAAAUGUCCUCGCUGCUGCUACCUUUGGCUUAAAAUUCACUUAUGUAUUAGCUGGUUGGGAAGGAAGUGCCCAUGAUUCACGUGUCUUAAAUGAUGCACUCUCUAGGCCAAGAGGAUUAAAAAUUCCUGAAGGUAAAUAUUAUCUUGGUGAUGCUGGUUAUGGAGUUCGGAAAGGAAUUAUAUCCCCUUAUCGUGGUGUUCGUUACCAUUUGAAAGAGUUUAGUGAUAACCCGCCAAGAAAUGACAAAGAAUUAUUCAAUCUUCGCCAUUCUUCUUUACGCACUAGCAUUGAGCGUUGUUUUGGGGUUUUGAAGAAACGUUUCCGUGUGUUAGAUGCAGAACCUUUUUGGUCAUUCCCAACACAAGUGGAUGUAGUCUUAGCUUGUUGCAUAAUUCACAAUCAUAUCAUAGGAGUUGACCCUUUAGACUCUAUUAUGAACAAUGGGCUUCGUGGUAGUCCACUUGCAAAUGACAGUACAAGUAGAAGAGUCCAACAAUCACAAAGGGAAGUCCAAGAAGAAAAUAGAGAAUGGGUUCAAAUACGAGAUGAUAUCUGUCGUAAUAUGUGGGAGGAUUAUAAUGCUAUGGAGUGA
Messenger RNA from Quercus robur (English oak), 1182 nucleotides. RefSeq names its product protein ALP1-like. The transcript has 3 exons. NCBI's taxonomy places the organism in Eukaryota, Viridiplantae, Streptophyta, Magnoliopsida, Fagales, Fagaceae. The record is from RefSeq and is a predicted model, not a curated record. Bases 1 to 1182 code for a protein of 393 amino acids.